Molecule: messenger RNA, 1422 nt
Organism: Aspergillus oryzae RIB40
Lineage: Eukaryota; Fungi; Ascomycota; Eurotiomycetes; Eurotiales; Aspergillaceae
Exons: 5
Coding region: 1-1422 (473 amino acids)
Biological process (GO): transmembrane transport
Molecular function (GO): transmembrane transporter activity
Source: RefSeq, a predicted model, not a curated record
AUGGACGUCUCUUCGGACUUACCAGGCCCUGGUCAGUUGACCUUAUCAAUGUUGGCACUCUUCAUGGGGAUGUCACAGCUAUUCCACGCAUCACGGAUGAUUUCCACAGUCUUGGUGUUUAAGUAUUUUCACUUGAAAUGGUCCUACUUACUCUCACUUUUUAUCUUUGAACUGGGAAGUCUCAUUUGCGCCGUUGCACCUGAUAGUGCCACCUUGAUCACCGGACAUGCAAUUGCAGGCAUUGGUACUGCUGCUAGAGCGCUAGCUAGCUUUCAUGGGUGUCAUGGGGUAUCUUAUGCUCUUGCUUCGUUUAUCGGCCCGCUUCUAGGAGGUGCAUUCAACGAAAGAAUCAGCUGGCGCUGGUGCUUCCACAUAAAUCUCCCAAUCGGUGGAGUUGCUGCUUUGAUUAUAAGUCUAUUCUUUUGGACACUUAACGCUGCCAAACCCAUGGCUGCACCGCUGAGGGAAAGGAUUAUCCAGCUAGACCCCAUUGGUUGCGCAUUGAUCAUGGGUGGAGUUGUUUGUUAUCUGUUAGCCCUAAAAUGGGGUGGUUUGCAGAAAUCCUGGUCGAAUAGCAGUGUUAUCGGCACGUUGAUAGGGUUUAUUCUCCUAUUUGCCGCCUUUGGAAUCAAUGAGUGGUGCUUUGGAGAAUAUGCCUCCAUCAAACGGAGAAUUCUUGUAAACUCAACCGUGGUUUUCUUCAAUUUGAGUGGAUUUUUCGUUCCUAUCUACUAUCUACCCAUUUACUUUCGGUCUAUUAAGGGUACUUCGCCCAUUACCUCCGGUGUCUACAACCUCCCCCUCCUUAUUGGUGGAAUAUUUUCCAUGAUUGCGGGCACUCUGCUCACGGCUACACAGCAGUUUGUACCAUUCAUGGUGGUCAGUGCAGCUCUCAGCGCCGUGGGUGGAGGACUGAUAUACACUUUGGAUCAGAACACAUCAACUGGCAAAUGGGUUGGUUACCAGAUCAUCGCCGGCUCGUCCACUGGAUUCAUUUCUCAAAUCCCGAUCAUGGCCAAUACCGCCUGCGUUGAGAUGCAAGAUAUGAGCACUGCCUCUGCGAUGACGUUAUUCUUCCAGCUGAUUGGCGGUUCAUUCUCAGUCUCAGCAGCGCAAUCUGUCUUUGGAAAUGUGCUCUUCAAUCGCAUUCAAAACACCGUUCCUGGUCUGUCGCCGGAAGCGGUAAUCGGCGCAGUUGCCGCUAAUCUUCGAACCAGCUUUUCUGCAGAGCAACUUCCCGGUGUGCUGACGGCGUAUAUGGACGGCCUGAAAGGGACAUUUGCUGUGGCUACGGUUCUGUUGGCAAUGAGCGCUCCUUUAGUGUUAUUGCCGAAGUGGGAAAGGUUGAGGCCGGAAGCGCCUCAGUCGAUAGACUUGGAGGUGGCGGUUGAGAAGUCGCCAAUUGAGUCUGAGUCAAAAUAG